GAGCAAUUGAGAGAGGCGGAGUACCGGCUGGCUUGCUCAAACCUGAGCCACGACUACAAGGAAGCAGUGGGGUACAAUCUUCGGCGCAACAAGGUACUGCACCUACGAGAUCAGCUUGAAACCGGGCUUCAAGUGGUUGACCGGUUCAUGGAAAAGCGGGCUUUGAUGAUAUGUGGGGCAAGCAAAGCAUCAUCGUUGGCAGCUCUUCAACGUCGAAUCAUCAGUGAUGCCAGCAGCAAAUUCGACUCGGUGGAGCUGGGCAAAAUGCACCACAUCGGCAUACUUGACUUCACGAAGUUCGGACGGCUGAGCAUGGUAGAGAUCAAUCAGGACAAGGAAGAGACAGCACAAUGGGUCGCAGCACCUGGAACCUUCAAGAAUGUGAUUGAAGCCUGCCUCACAAAAAUAAGCACUAUGAAGUACCAAACGUGCAUUGUGCAUAACUUCGCUUGCUAUGACGGGGUGCUCGAAAAGGUGGUCCUCGACUUGAUGCUGGAUUUGAGUGACUUGGCCUAUAUGGCCUUCUACAGCGAAUGCACCAAUCCGACAGUCUUUGAGUUUGCGGUCACGACGGUGAAAGACAAGUUGCUGGAGGAGUGGAAGCGUGGAACCGGUUUGAUUGGACAGAUGCAGCCGAAGUUUGUUGCUGAAGCAUGCACUGCAGACCUCACUUUGCCCCAAGUUCCAAGUCUUCGCCUUUGCACUAUGGAUUCAAACGGUCAACUCAGCAUCCCAAAGGCGGAACGAGAAAAGUGGCUUUCAGACCCUGUGAGAAACCCGGAUUGGCGAGUGCGCCUCAAGAACUUUGAUGAAGUGUUUCGCCCAUCCAGUUCCACCGAGAGUGAAAGAGUACCAACACAAGCAGAUGCAGAGGUAGACCUUGCAAAGGAGGGAGCUACAGCCACCACAGCCGCCAAGAGCAGCCUCCAUGUGGAGUGUGACCCACCACCUUCGCUCACCAAAGAGGAGUUUGAAAAGAAGUACCCAGACAUUGGGGCAACCAUCACUUUGUCAGUCUCAGGGCAAAACAUCUUGUGCCAAUAUGUCGAUGGCAAAGUGUUUCUCAGCAGUGCUACAAAGACUCGUGCACCUGGUGUAGUGAUGGAAGAACAGACUUCUUCGGGCAAUGUGGACUCCAGUCCAACCACAUUGUUUGACCUUUUGGUAUCAUUGGAAAAGAGGGGGGUGCUUGAUUUGAAGGUGACGGGCCACCGAGUGGAUCGGCCAAGCGACGUGAAGAGAGGAGAAUCCAUGGAUCGCAUUGAGGUGACACAUGAGUCCUACAGUGUCUUCAAGCCAACCAAUGUGGCACUGAAGACAAUGAAGCAAACGAACAUGGCUGGCGUCCUCGGAUUCAAGAGUUUGCUUGCCUCGAGGCAACUAGUGCUUGUAUGGAGCCACUUAGCAUGGUUUGUUUGUUUUUUGUUUAUAAUGGUUGUCACUCUCUCCAUUGAGUAUGUUGACAUCUUCAUGACUGGAACAAUUGAGGAGUCCGCCACUAUUCUCGUGAGAAGGUUCUUGGACCAGCUAAGCCGCUCUGGUAUUUGA
Messenger RNA from Durusdinium trenchii, 1548 nucleotides. The record is from the annotation of a GenBank genome assembly. NCBI's taxonomy places the organism in Eukaryota, Dinophyceae, Suessiales, Symbiodiniaceae.